AGCCUACUCCGCGGCUCUGUUUGAAACACGGAACUACUGUAGGAGGUGAAUGGGUAGGGUCGUGGUUGGCACGUUUCAACAGACUCGGGUGGCAGUCCUUGGUGAAGUUUGGCGCCGGGGUCAGAGAGUUAGUUACACCGAGUCUGGUGGGUGUUGUUGUUUGACCACCUGGUGAUUUUUAUCGGGACUAAUCAUGUUGGCAUUGGGGACACUGCGUAAACGCAUCGAGCCAGUGGUCCUAUGUGCCCAAAUAGCGAGCGCGUUUUUCGACACCGGCUUGCAGAUGGUGGUAAAAGAGCAAUGCGCCAUUGCGACCGAUGCGCUUAAUCCAACCCCCACUGAGGACAGCCGGCAGAAAGCUAUGUCCAACUUUUACAUGAUAUAUAAUAUGCUGUCCAAGUUCGUUCCGAUCCUACCCGCCAUUAUCUUAGCCAAGGUAGGUGACCUGGGGCACCGGAAGAUCCCCAUCGUGAUCCCUCUGGUGGGUUACCUGGUCUCCAGAGUGGUCCUGCUCCUGGUCAUAGUGAUGGAUCUCCCGAUACAGGCUAUGUUCGGCGGGGUGGUGGUCCACGGACUCAGCGGCGGGUUCUGCUCCUACUGGGCCGGGGUCAUGGCCCUGGUGUCGCUCACCUCCACCGAGGAGGACCGCUCUCUCCACAUGAUGCAAAUGGAGCUGGUCUAUGGCAUAGCUGGACUCAUCGGGAGUUUGGUGUCUGGGCACCUCUUCCAGUUGUACAGUGUGGACUUUAAACAGGGGACAGUGUUAGUGAGCCUGAGUGUCUUCCUCUACUUUGUGUGUCUCGUCUACACAAUGUUUAUCUUUCUAAUGCCAACUGUCUCGCCAAGCGCACAAGAGCGCAAUGAGACCAACGGUAUCGACACGCAACAUUCCAAGAAUAUUCUGAACAUUCUGCUUCUUUUUGCGGGUGGGAUUCUAUAUGACGUGGCGGUGGGAGGAGGAAUGGAGAUACUGGUGACCUUUGAGAUGAAGGAGCCACUGAACUGGAACGCCACCCAGGUAGGUUACGGGAACGCCGCCGGGUUCGUGGUCUUCCUGACGAGCUUCCUGGGUGUCAUGGUAAUGUCCAGAUGGGUGAGUGACGUCACCCUCAUCAUCAUCGGCAUGGUGUCCUUCGCUGCCGGGAUCUACUUCAUGGCCUUCGUCACGGCAACCUACAUGUUCUAUCUGGGUAAGAGGAAGUUCAUCAUGACUGGUUUGAUUUCAGAUUACAAUGUAAAACACAGGGUCCACAGUGAACGACAAGGCUCCUCUUUAUUACAGUUAAAACCAGGUUAAACACAGACAGACACACAGACACACAGACAGACACACAGAUAGACAGAGACAGAGAGAGAGAGAGAGAGACACACACAGAGACAAAGAGAGAAAGAAGGAGAGAGAUACAGACAGAGAGAGACACAGAGACACAGAGAGA
Oncorhynchus keta (chum salmon) is the source of this 1436-nucleotide messenger RNA. Its product is annotated as thymic stromal cotransporter homolog. Lineage: Eukaryota; Metazoa; Chordata; Actinopteri; Salmoniformes; Salmonidae. Gene Ontology annotation, biological process: transmembrane transport. Bases 194 to 1297 code for a protein of 367 amino acids. Gene Ontology annotation, molecular function: transmembrane transporter activity. Gene Ontology annotation, cellular component: membrane. The record is from RefSeq and is a predicted model, not a curated record. The transcript has 3 exons.